This is a messenger RNA of Scheffersomyces stipitis CBS 6054, 1791 nucleotides long. RefSeq names its product cystathionine gamma-synthase (gene STR2). The transcript has a single exon. Gene Ontology annotation, molecular function: cystathionine gamma-synthase activity; pyridoxal phosphate binding. NCBI's taxonomy places the organism in Eukaryota, Fungi, Ascomycota, Pichiomycetes, Serinales, Debaryomycetaceae. Gene Ontology annotation, biological process: transsulfuration. The record is from RefSeq and is a predicted model, not a curated record. Bases 1 to 1791 code for a protein of 596 amino acids.
AUGCCUUCACAAGAGAUCGGGAUGCCCAUCCCAAAUAUUCCCCAUGCUGUCUCAGUUACGUUACCUACGUGGGAGGCAACUGUGGGAUAUGAAGAGGGAGAAGACUGGGUUGUAAGCAAGAUGAACUCGGGAUAUCCAAGAUUUUUCAUCCAUAGUGUGAUCCAAUCUUUGUCGAAGAAAAUCGAGACUAAGUACGGAAGAGACGGUGAAAGGUGUAUGAUCUUUCCAUCUUAUAAAGUAGCAAAAAGAUGUAGACAGUUCAUCAAAGAGAAGUCCGAGAAGUCCUUGGUAGUUAGAGUGUUACAAUUAAGUACACCCGCACCAGCGAACGAAGAAGAAAGGUCAACUGUGAUAGAAGCUACUAUUGGGGUUGUUUUCUUCCCUGCUGACGUUUUUCCAUUAGCCAAAAACUACUGGCAACAUUCUGGUGAAGGUAUCAGUUCCAGAAUGGGAGAGUAUAUUUCCCGUGCCUUGUUUGAAAGCGAAAGCAGAUCUAUUAGCCCUAGCCCAAGACCGUCAAUUAGGGCUGCAAAUAGCAACUUGAAACAGGAGCUUCAAGUCCAGCUGAUCCAAAGGAAGUCACCUUCGAUUUCUGCUAGCAUCCGUAGCCCUAGUUUUACUGUAAGCGAAGAAGAAAUCAAAGAACACGACACUUUUAUCGAACAAAAGUUUGGAAGAGUUUUGGACUUGAAAUUUGCAAAAGAAGCAAAAAUAGCAUUGAGAAGAAGAAUCUGCGGUAAAGUUGACAAAUCACACAACCAAAAGGAAGAAAUGGAGAAGGCUAGAAGAGGUAAGAAUCUAAGUGAAACUGACGUCUACUUGUUCCCGUCUGGUAUGGCUUCCAUUUUCUACGCCCACCAUGUUUUGCUUAAUGUUUCAAAAAAACCAAAGAAAUCUGUGUGCUUUGGUUUCCCUUAUGUCGAUACUCUCAACAUUCUUAAGAAAUUUGGUCCUGGUGUCCAUUUCUUGGGACUUGGCGAUGACAAAUCUUUGGAUACACUUGAAUCAGAAUUAGAAUCAGGAGAAUUAGAUAUCAUGGCUUUAUUCUGCGAAUGUCCUUCAAAUCCAUUAUUGAAAACUCCUAAUUUGAAGAGAAUUAGAAAAUUGGCUGACAAGUUCAAUUUUGCCGUUGUGGUCGAUGAAACAGUUGGUAACUUCUUGAACAUCCACGUCUUGCCAUUUGCAGAUAUGGUAUGUUCUUCGUUGACCAAGGUCUUUUCAGGAGAUUCCAACGUCAUGGCUGGGUCUCUCGUGUUGAAUCCAGCAUCGCCAAUGUAUCAUGCCUUAAAGGAAUAUUUUAAUAGAGAGUACGAAGAUUUGUUCUGGGCCCAGGAUGCCUUAUGGUUGGAAAGAAACUCUCGUGAUUUUGCUGAAAGAUCCGCCAAGAUCGAUAGAACUUCAUGGUUAACUGUGCAAUUAUUACAGAAGAGUCCGCUUAUAUCAAAGGUCUACUAUCCAAAGAUUAGUGAAUCCAAACAAUAUUACGACGAAAUCAAAACUGCCACUGGUGGUUAUGGUGGUUUGAUAUCUUUCCUCUUCAAAGAACCCCAUCAGGCUGUGGCUUUUUUCAACGCGGUUAACUUACACAAGGGUCCAUCUUUGGGAACCAAUUUCACGUUAGCCUGUCCUUACGCUAUCUUGGCCCAUUACCAAGAGCUUGACGAAAUUGCCAAGUGGGAUGUGGAUAGAAACUUGAUCAGAAUCAGUAUUGGUUUGGAGGAUCCGGACGAGUUGUUGGAUGUCUUGCAAAAGAGUUUGGACAUCGCAGCCGCCGAGCCUAAAACUGACUGA